Molecule: messenger RNA, 747 nt
Organism: Erythranthe guttata (spotted monkey flower)
Lineage: Eukaryota; Viridiplantae; Streptophyta; Magnoliopsida; Lamiales; Phrymaceae
Source: RefSeq, a predicted model, not a curated record
AAUGGCAUCCUCAACCGGUUCGUACAAUUCCCCGUGCGCCGCCUGCAAAUUCCUGCGGCGGAAGUGCACGCCGGGCUGCAUCUUCUCGCCGUACUUCCCGCCGGAGGAGCCCCACAAGUUUGCCAACGUCCACAAGAUCUUCGGGGCAAGCAACGUCUCGAAGCUCCUGAACGAGCUCCUGCCGCACCAGCGCGAGGACGCGGUCAACUCCCUCGCGUUCGAGGCCGAGGCCCGCGUGCGGGACCCGGUCUACGGCUGCGUGGGGGCCAUCUCCUUCCUCCAGAGGCAGGUCGACCGCCUCCAGAAGGAGCUCGACGCUGCCAACGCCGACCUCAUCCGCUACGCCGCCGCCGCCACUCAGGCGCCUCCGCCUCCGCCACGCCACCGGUCGGCCGUGGAUUACGGCAGAGGCGGCGGCGGGGGAGGUGGGUUUUAUAAUCAAACACCUUCUAGCUUCACAUUCCCAUACAAUUAUCAUUUUCCCACAUGGAAUGGAGGAGGGGUGGAUGGAAAUAUAUGAGAAUUAGUGAUUAAAUUCUUGAGAAUUGGGCUCAUGAUCAUCACCUAUAUAUAUAUGUCUAGGGUUUGUUUGUUUUUUUUUUUUGUUUUUUUCCCUUUUAAAUACCUCUCAUAUGGUGUGCAUUUUUAACUAUUUUAUAAAGCAUUGGCUUCUAGAUAACUAGCUAGCCUCACAUGCAUGAAUUAAACUAGAGAAUAAUAUUUAUUAUAUUGGUUGGUUUUUGGCAA